Molecule: messenger RNA, 3460 nt
Organism: Anolis sagrei ordinatus
Lineage: Eukaryota; Metazoa; Chordata; Lepidosauria; Squamata; Anolidae
Gene: FRRS1
Product: ferric chelate reductase 1
Biological process (GO): intracellular iron ion homeostasis
Cellular component (GO): membrane
Molecular function (GO): oxidoreductase activity, acting on metal ions
Source: RefSeq, a predicted model, not a curated record
GGCUGGGCUCCACCCACGAAGAGAGUUUAUCAGGGAACCAGGAAGAGCGGGGCUGACUGAAGGCUCAGUGUGAAGGGAAGAAGAGCACUGACAGCUCGCACACCUUCCUUCGGAGGAGUCUGCAUGUUGGGAGUGGUAGUCCCUCCUACCUUGUGCAGAGCCGCCUGCGCUUUACAGGUUGGUGCAAAAGCAAAACUACCUUUAUGCACCACGGGCUGCGGGUUGACAAGAUGAAAUCUCCCGGAAUGGUUUUGAUGGCCUGGAUGUUAUUUUGCUUUUUUAGCCCAUCAGCUGGUUACCCAAAUGGAAAAGUUGAAGAAUCCUGCAAUAGUAUGAUACCACUCCAUGGACACUCAUCUCAAAAAAUUCCUAAACACACAAUUGAAGUGAAUGUGACACAGUUUAAACCAGGCGAUCAUGUGAAAGUGAGUUUAUUUGGGUCUCCAUUUGAAGGUUUUUUGCUACAAGCCCGCAAUGCUGGGAACCUGGGAGGUCCUGCCAUUGGCUCUUUUGUAUUGGCUGACAAAAAAAGAUCUCAGUUACUCACCUGUGGACAUGUAAAGAAGUCAGCUGUGAGCCAUACAAGUAAAUCCAAGAAAACCCAUCUAGAUGUCUACUGGAUUUCUCCAAGAGAUGCACCCAAAAGAAUACAAUUUCUAGCCACAGUUGUAGAAAAGUUCCACAUCUUUUGGGUAAAAAUUCCUGGCCCUGUGAUUUCCCAGCCUGAUACACCAUUCUUGACAACAACUGUGACCAUUCCAACAUCACUUCCUGUUCCUCAUUUAACCCAGUCUUUUAAUGCUUCAGACUGUGGAAUCAGAAAGUUCUGUGUGAGAAGUCCUUCCAAUUGUGAUCCUAAAGCCAAUGAUUGCUUCUUUCUGUCCUUCAAACAAGAUGAUGCCUCGGUGUUGGUGGAAAUGAGUGGUCCUAGUGAAGGCUAUAUUGCAUUUGCAUUGUCUCAUGAUCAGUGGAUGGGUGGUGGUGAUGACGCAUAUCUCUGCAUUUCUGAAGAUCAUCAGGUUGACAUCAAAGCAGCCUCUCUGGUGGGGCGAACUUACCCAGCGAUUGAUUCAGAGGAUGAUCUUGAAGAGAAGUCGUGGAGAGUGACUGAUGGCCUUAUGCAGUGCUCUUUCAGAAGGAGAAUGAAGCUUCCUGCUUUUAAAGAGAGGUUUAAUCUAGACGCAUACUACUACAUCUUUCUAGCAGAUGGUGAAGUCAGUGAAGGAGGUAGAAUCCAUCAACAUCACCGACAGCCUCUAAUAACAAAUAGCAAAUAUAAUGUUUCAGGACCACCAAAGGAUAUUGGAGGAUCCCGUUCCCCAUUUCUUAUUAAAAUCCAUGGUGCAUUAAUGUUUGUUGCAUGGAUGUCUACAGUUAGUAUUGGUGUGAUCGUUGCCCGAUUCUUCAAGCCAGUCUGGCCACAUGUGUUGCUGUUUGGAGAAGAAAUCUGGUUUCAGGUCCAUCGAAUGCUAAUGAUGACAACACUGUUCCUUACGAGUGUGUCUUUUGCUCUUCCAUUUUUGUACCGUGGAGGUUGGAGUGAACAAGCAGGUUUUCAUCCAUAUCUUGGCUGCACAGUGAUGGCACUGGCAAUUGUUCAGCCCCUCAUGGCAGCAUUCAGACCACCUUCACAAGCACCAAGAAGGGAAAUAUUUAACUGGUUACACUGGAGCACUGGGACAACUGCUAGAAUACUUGCUGUGGUGACAAUGUUCCUGGGAAUGGACUUGCCAGCUCUCAACCUACCAGACCCAUGGGAUACAUAUGCCAUGAUUGGAUUUGUCGCUUGGCAUGUCGGCACUGAUAUUCUUCUGGAGGUUCAUGGCUACUAUCUAAUUCGCAAAGUUGAAGUGGUGGAAGAAGACAGGAUACAAAUUUUACAGUCUGUUAACUCCACAGAGGCACAGGGCCAUACAUUUAAGAAGGCAGUGCUGUUCAUCUACAUUUGUGGAAACAUAGCAUUCCUCAUCACCUUCCUGACGGCAAUUGUACGAAUAUGACUGAAGAGGACUUGGAUACUCUGAAAAUAUGGUGUGAAAGGAUUGCCACUCUCAGACUAUACUGCUGUUCACAGCAGAAAGACCAAUCUCUGAAUGAAACUCUUAUUACAAAUCCAGUAUUUAAGAAAGUGUGUGUGAAUUGCUGCCGCACAAUCAUUGGAGGAUAAAAUUAGAUAUAUUGAGCACUGAUGUCACAGCCCUGAUUUGGAGCUUCCUUUUUCUUCCUCAUGACUGAAUGUCUCACUAAAGUUUCAUCUGCCUCAGAAGAUUAUAGAAGAGGAUAUUGCUUUCAGCAAGUUCGGUUUGAUGCUUCCUGUGUAUCUAAACUGACCUACCUGCUGUUCUCAUUCAUCAACUAUGUUUUCAUUUCCUUCUCAGAACGCAGUUCCUAAUAAGCCUGUUUGUCCUGUGACAAACAGCCACCUUACAGUGUAAGAGAACAUGGAACUCCUUCUCUUUGGAGUCUAUAGGAUCAAGGAUAGCUUGUAGUCCAUUCUAGUCAAGUUGAACACAAAUAAUUGUUGCUACAGUGUUAUGGAGCUAGACUUGGAGAAUAAUGACUUUGACAAGUGGUGCCCCAUUUUUGUAUUUUGACUUCAGCUGAGACUGAGACACUAGAUUUUAUGGACCUUUGACUUUUCCAUGGGGAUUGCAGCUGUUAAAUCUGGAAAUUUAAUAGCUCCAUGAGAAUGGAGCUUAGAUAGGUCUUAAAUACCUGUUGAUACCACCGCCAUUCCUGGUUGAUGGAGAAACAUAUUCUUAAAGGAACAACGUAAAGAGGAGGAGUGAAUGAAUGUGCUUCAAAGAUUUUGUUGAUGAAAUAAUUCAGGAUUUUUAGUUUAAAUGACAGGAUGUGAGUGUCAAAAGAGAGCAUUCCAAGAGCAAUAGAAACUGUUUGAACUUCCUUGCUCAUUUUGUAACUUCAGACCUUGCACAUUUUGUAACUUCAGAUUUGCACAUGAUAAUGAGUGGGUCUCCCCCUCUCUGUUCAGCCAAAGUUUCUUUUAAAAAUAACUAGCCAUUCUGUAAAUUGUAGGCCUGUUUGUCUGGAUGUUGGUCCUCUUCCAGAAGCCUCUGGCCCUGGAAAGUUUAAGGAACAUUUGGAUAUGUCUUGGAGGAUGAAGAGGAUUUUGUAGGAUGGAAAACUUUCAUUGUAUGAGCUGAUCUUUCUUACACAUCACAACACUAAAUGGAAACAGCUUGUGCUAACUUACUAUGAGUAUAGUUUAUGUAAAUGCUAUGCAGAUCACUGGAUUUCAUGAUCCCUGAAAGUGCCCAUAGAUAAUAACUCGUAGUUCCCUUGAUCUCUAAUUGCUUUCGUAUCUUGCCACACUCAAAAACACAAAUGUGGGGCUUCUUUAUACUAAGGUUUUGUAGUUUUGCAUUCCAUUCCAAUACUUGAUACUUUUAUCUUGUUCUGAAAGUAUGACAUGUUUAUAUUAAAAUGUUUAUUAUAUUAA